UUUGGCAGACUUUACCUUCAUAGAAAAGACUUUUUGUCCUGUCUUCAGGCGGCAUCCUUCUACUGUGACAAGAUGGGCUUUGAGCCUCUGGCCUACAAGGGCUUGGAGACUGGCAGCCGAGAGGUCGUCUCACAUGUCAUCAGGCAAGAUAAGAUCAUAUUUGCAUUUGAUUCUCCACUCAAUCCUGGAAAUGAAGAGAUGGGAGCGCACUUGAUGAAGCACGGAGAUGGCGCCAAAGACAUCGCGUUCCAAGUGGAGGACUGUGACUACUUAAUCAAGGUAAAAUGAGGUGCAUUUGAACUGUUACAAAUUACAUCACAUGCCAGAAAGCCACAGCACAUUCUCUGAAACGUCUCUAAAACUCUGCAAAUACUAACCGAUUCAACUGGAGGCAAAGGAAACUUGGUGACUGAAGCAAACUCAAUUGCCUGUCACAUUACAAAACUUCGAUUUAACAUUCCAAACUAUCAUACACGUGUUAAAAAAAGUUAACCACUGUAUAAUAAAGCAAAUAUAAACCUAAAAUACUGUAAAUUAAAAACUACUCACCCUUUGAAGAUGCCUGAUUAACGACGGUGUAAGAUUUUUCCGCAUCGAUACACCUAGUGGUCAUUUAUAGGUACUACUACAAAGAAUACAGUCGGUUGGCAGCAUUUAAAAAAAAACAUCUUAAUAUUUU
Messenger RNA from Hippocampus comes (tiger tail seahorse), 679 nucleotides. RefSeq names its product 4-hydroxyphenylpyruvate dioxygenase-like. Gene Ontology annotation, molecular function: 4-hydroxyphenylpyruvate dioxygenase activity. Gene Ontology annotation, cellular component: endoplasmic reticulum membrane; Golgi membrane. The record is from RefSeq and is a predicted model, not a curated record. NCBI's taxonomy places the organism in Eukaryota, Metazoa, Chordata, Actinopteri, Syngnathiformes, Syngnathidae. Gene Ontology annotation, biological process: L-tyrosine catabolic process. The annotation marks the transcript as partial. The transcript is spliced from 3 exons.